GAACUCGUAUAAGGUCAUUAAAAUAUCUUAUAUAAAGAGAGAUACAUUUGUAUAAUGAGCACGCUUUAAAGUGAAACUAUGAAACGAGUUGAAAAUAGUGAAAGAUUAAAUGCUAAUAAAGGAGCAUUCUGGAGACAGUUGAUCUGGCGGUGUUUUAGGGCAUUAUUCCCAGCAGAUGAUGUCAGUACAGCUUGCCAACGUAAGGUAAACGGAGAUAUUAGCUAUGCCCCCUUCUACCUCUAUCCAAACCAGUGGCCGCAAGGCAGUGGGGAUGCCAUUUCACUUUCUGAAAAUAUUUUUCAGGAUCUUUUGAAAAUACGUCUUCAGUGGGUUGCUUCGAAACUUGUGCAAAUUAUCUUUAUUCUCUUUAUAAUUGCAUUUCUUUUGGUAACGGUUCCCACUUUGUAUUGACGAUAAAUCAGAUCUAUGGAUAGUAUGAAAUCGAGUAAACAGUAAAAAGAAAACAUUUCUGUGUACCCGA
This is a messenger RNA of Phytomonas sp. EM1, 481 nucleotides long. The record is from the annotation of a GenBank genome assembly. Lineage: Eukaryota; Euglenozoa; Kinetoplastea; Trypanosomatida; Trypanosomatidae.